Dioszegia hungarica is the source of this 2694-nucleotide messenger RNA. RefSeq lists its product as uncharacterized. Lineage: Eukaryota; Fungi; Basidiomycota; Tremellomycetes; Tremellales; Bulleribasidiaceae. The coding region runs from base 1 to 2694 and encodes 897 amino acids. The record is from RefSeq and is a predicted model, not a curated record. The transcript has 5 exons.
AUGGAUCGCCCAACCCUCUCCCGCUCGACCUCCCGCCUCCCCUCAUCCGUCUCCACCCGCUCAAUGGUCCGUCUCGCUUCUAUCUCAUCUACCACAUCCACUACCUCUUCCACGUCCACCCUCACUAGGCCGACUCUAUCCAGUUCUCGGAAAGCCUCGUCAACCCUCAAGCGGUCCACCACCGGCUUCGGGCUCGGUCGGACCAAGCUAUCUGUACUAGGCGAUACCAGCCCGCGAAGUACGUCGACGUCAUCAUCAUCGUCCGCGGGAUCGGUCAUGGUGAAUGGGAAGCGGAAGGCUUCGGAUGAGGGCGGGAUCGGGAAGAAGGUCAGGCUGUACUCGCCUGAAGGUCAGCGGCUACCUACAGUGACUUCUCGGUUCUCUCCAAACCGGCCGUCGGCAACGGCUUUCCGCCCAUCUGCACUCUCUACUCCGGCGCGCUACGGUCAACACGCGGUAUCGUCGCAACCAGGCGGGGCAAAAUGGGUCCACCCGCUUGCCCAUACUCCGAAUCGGGUAUCCGCAACUCCGCCGGACGAGGGGAACUCCGUGAGCUCGGAUGAGAUGCUGUUAGGCGAUAGCCCGGUCUCGCGAGUCGGUCCGGGGGAUACACCUAUGAAGACCGUGCAGGAGCUGAGGAGUCGGGGAUGGAAAGGCGGUGUCAAGGUGGAACAGCAGGCGAAGGAGGAGGAAGGAUUGGAGGAUGUCGGUAUGAAGGAGGAAAGCAUGGAGGAGAGCAUGAUCAUCGACGACAGCGUGGCCGACACUUUCGGGAACAACGAGCCCUCCACGUCCCGUUCGCCCCCUCGAUUCCACCUACCGAGGCAGGCCACCCCGCCCUGUAUCAAUCCCAUCUUCAAACUAUCCACCACCCCCACGCAAUCCCCUCCUAUCGCACCUCUUGCGGACCGCUCGUUAUUCCCAACCUUCGGUCAGCCGUCCUUACCCGCCGCCCCCAGUCCGCUGAAGACAUCAUCGCUUGUUCCUCCCACCCCAGCGUACACAAUCGUCCCGUCGCCUCGCAAAGGCCUCUCCAGCAUCUCACGCUUCGGCGCGGCCCGUCCACCGGCACCAGCUCUUACCUCCCGACCGACGACGAUAACCGGCACGGGCGGUCAGACGUCGAUGACGCAGUUCCUCUCGCGACCGGCGGUGGUUCCCUCUAGACCCUUGUCAUCCUCCUCAGCUGCUCCCCUGAGGAGGGUGUCGGAGAAGAUCAAGCCUCUACGAGACGAUAUGGGGGUGGAUCAACCUGAGACGAUGGUAAAGCCAUCGUUGGCCGCUUCAUCAGCGGGCGCAGCUCGGCCAGGCGGUAUGCUGCCUCCGUCCCGGAUCCCUCUUCGCGUAUCGAAGCCGGCAGCUCUCACUGGUACGACCUCCUCCACAUCCUCCGGUUCCGCCCCCACGGCCGGCGCGCUCAAGCGGUCCGCUCUCGGAAGUCUAGGCGUAGCAGCCCGUCCUCUCGCCCGGUCCACCACCUCCAACGCUUCCCUGUCCUCUCUCGCCGGUCCGACUGGCCCCUCCCACUCGUCCGACUCCUCCCAAGCAGAUCAGCCGGUCCGCCGCAAGCCCUCUUACCCCUCUUCACUCGGCUCCGGCCUCCUCCCUCGACCGCGGGACCGUCAAAUCUCCGUCCCUGUCCCCUCGCACAUCAUCGAGCCUAUACUCCGGGACGUCCCAACCCUUCCCACCUCGACCUCCGGUCCCUCGCACCCAAGCGGCCCGGCGCGCGAGCCACUCCGGUCCGUCUCGGCCCCUGCGGCACGCGAGAACCAGCCGUCGAGCGAGCGCAACUCGCUCAGCCUCAGCACAAGGCGGGAAGGAUGGAUGGAUACCUCUCGAUCCCUGCAUGGGCUAAGCGAAGCCCUCGAGCGUCUCAAAGUCAAGAAAGACGCUCCGGCCGUAGAGCCUACGCGACGCCCUUCACUCGCGGCCUCAUCGGCGCGGUCCAGCCUCGCCAUGGUCGUCGAUGGCGAGAAGGAGAAUAUCCUCGGCAAGUCGAUGUUACCGUCCUCGGCGAGUUCGGCGAGAUUAUCGGCGGUCCACAAGCCGAGGUAUUCGGUCUCCGGAGCGGGCGUGAGCGGUGCUGUCGUGGCCGGAACAGAGGACGAGGUCGGGGAUAAGAGCCUCGCUGCGAUUGUUUCAUCCACGAGCGGGAUGGGGUGCUUGAAGGGCGUGGUGGCAUAUGUGGACGUGUGGACUGCGGACGGGACGGACAGUUCGGGGAUUUUUGCCGAUAUGCUCCGGAGUCUAGGCGCUAGGGUACUGAGCAGACCAUCCGACUCGUGUACACACAUCAUCUACAAAUCCGGCCGACCAGCCACGCUAAACUGGUAUCGCAAGCAGAAGCAACUCGAGGAGGAAGAUCCGGAAUGUCGGCGACCGCACAUUGUGGGGCUGAGCUGGGUGACGCGGAGUAAGGAGGCGGGGAAGCGGCUGGAUGAGGGAAAGUAUGCGGUGGAAGUGGGAGAGGAGGAUGUGUUUGCUAAGAGGCGGAAGAGUAUGGAGCCGAAAUCGCUCUCGCUGGCUGCACUGUCGAGCUCGGUCGGGCCCGGGCAGAGCCACUCGUACUCCUCAAGCAUACAUUCCGGGAUCGCCGAGGCUAAGCGCAAGAGCCUGAUACACGCUCCCAAAGUCGGGUCACCCCUGAAGAAGGGAUAUAAGCGACCCGGUUCAGACGAGGAGAUGUAUUGA